Molecule: messenger RNA, 1567 nt
Organism: Branchiostoma floridae (Florida lancelet)
Lineage: Eukaryota; Metazoa; Chordata; Leptocardii; Amphioxiformes; Branchiostomatidae
Product: prostaglandin E2 receptor EP2 subtype-like
Exons: 2
Coding region: 151-1206 (351 amino acids)
Biological process (GO): adenylate cyclase-activating G protein-coupled receptor signaling pathway; inflammatory response; positive regulation of cytosolic calcium ion concentration
Cellular component (GO): plasma membrane
Molecular function (GO): G protein-coupled receptor activity
Source: RefSeq, a predicted model, not a curated record
AUUAGAGCGUCGUAAAAACAUUCUUGUCCGACGCUUGACGAGACCAUUUCUCUUACUCUGAGUUCUUAAGGCUUUGACGACUAACCGCAACAAGACGUGUGGCAAUACUUAGAGAGGUGGCAAAUAUUGAGGCUACGUUAGGUCUUCGCGAUGUUUCUUACGCCCCGGACCAUGAAUGAAUCGGACGACGGGAUUCUCUGGCCCAUUGGGUCGACUAUUGACGACUUUGGUGCCCUCUGGUACGUGUCGUAUUUCACCCUCAUCCCCGGUGUGAUCGCAGGAGUUUUAGCAAACGUCGUCUUCAUUGUGGUCAGCCAAGAAGUCUUCAACCAGCGACCCACCAUCCCUAACCUUCUCCUAAAGUACCUCGCGUGGACUGAUGUUCUGAACUGUACAUUCGGCCUUGUGCCAAUCAUCUUCGCCUACCAUCUUAAGAUCUUUACCAAAGGUGUCUGUGCGUUCCACGGAACUGUUUUCACCGCCUUUAGUGUCGCAUCUCAAAUGACCGUCGCCUUGAUGUCUAUUGAACGGUACAUCGCUCUAGUCCAUCCCUUCUUCUACUUCAAACAUCUUUCCAGCAACCAUAAGAAAAUCAUCAUAGCGGUCUACUCAAUAUUUGUGUACUCGGCGGUCUCGGCGAGUUUGCCGCUCUUUGGGUUAAACAGAAACGUGCCCCAUCCACCGAAUUCGUACUGUAUGUUCGACUGGGCUGACCAAACGCCAAAGGGCCGUCUGGUAGUGUAUCUAAACCUACUGAAUAUUUUCAUUUGCCUACUUAUAAUCGUGAUAAUGAACGGGAUACUAGGUGUGUACAUGUAUCGGCUGAGGAAACUUCGUCCGCGGGUGCCUAGCGUAUCCACCACAUCUGGGAAUAACCAGUUGCCGAUCGAUUCUCGAGAUCGAAAGCUUCAGCUUCAGAUGACGAAACUGACACUGGUGGUUGCGGUGGUGUUCUUCUGUUGUUGGUUUCUCUUUGGUUUACGAAUCCUAACAAAUCAGCUCGGAGUGUGGAGAGACGAUGGCCUUGAUUGGUUCUCAUCUCGCUUCAUGACGUUGAACAGCGUCAUCAACCCUUUUCUCUACGUCAUCAUGUGGAAACCCUACCGCAGAGGAUGCUGGAUGUUGUUGAAGACCUGCCUACACUACAUGACCUGUACCUUGGUCACACGACCGACAAUGACACUGUCUGAAACUGUUUCCGCAUAGAUUUUUAUGCGGAACUAAAACAGAAACAUGUACAUAGUAGUAGGGGUUUCCAUCUUACAACAUGAGCGCAUAUUGUAUACUAUCUGGGUUAAACAUAACGUGAUGUGUAUCGAACGAUAUAAUGUUACUACUUGACAUAAUGAAUAUCAUCUGACUGUAUCUAACUGAGGGUCUGAUAUAACGUUAUAUAAAAAUUGGGAAAUUAUUUCCAAAAAGACUUGACAUUUUGUCAAUCGACAAAUAUCUGUGAGAUACUAGUUGUUUGUUUUUCUCUUUUGUUCAGAAAAAAACACUUUCCGUAAAACUUUAUUUGCUCUUUGACUGUUUAGUUUAGCCCCCAGAAAAGCUGGUGACAACUCUU